This is a messenger RNA of Brassica rapa (field mustard), 2581 nucleotides long. RefSeq names its product transcription factor MYB25. Gene Ontology annotation, biological process: regulation of DNA-templated transcription. The record is from RefSeq and is a predicted model, not a curated record. Gene Ontology annotation, molecular function: RNA polymerase II cis-regulatory region sequence-specific DNA binding; DNA-binding transcription factor activity, RNA polymerase II-specific. Lineage: Eukaryota; Viridiplantae; Streptophyta; Magnoliopsida; Brassicales; Brassicaceae. Gene Ontology annotation, cellular component: nucleus.
UUUUGAAUGAAAGUAUCUUCGUAAACACACAAAAUAUUUUGUGACGUUGCAAUUAUACAUGCACACAAUAUCUGCCUCUUCAUACUGACGUUACUGUGUUUCCUCUCGUGAGGUACGGGCUGAGAGAGAACACAGGGUGCAGACCGAUCAUGUUCUUAUGUCCGCACAGGGUGCGGACCGGUCACCUAGUUACUAAUUUAAAUUUUAAGCGUCUGAUCAUCUUUUAUAAAACUUCACACGAAUAUCUUUUAAAUUUAACAUAGAUCUUCUAUAAAUUUGUUUUCAGCUUUAGGUUCAAACAUAACUAUCACUAACGAAAAAUAAAGAUUUAUUAGGAAUAAGUAACCCACAUCAAAAAUUCAAAAAAACUUUAACUAAUAUAUACUAGAACCAAUUCAUUUAUUACCCGUUGAUUUUAAUUUUGAAGCACAUAAUAAUUCUGAAUCUAACAUGGUAUCAUAGCAUAAAUCCCUCUCGAUGGGAUAGAAUUAUCGUAUUAAACUCAUUCGACCGAAUAUAAAUGUCUUCAAAUUUUGAGAUUUUUGACCGAUAAAAACUAUCAUCUCAAAGAUUGAUAUUAUAGAUAAUUAUCAUACAACGGGAACUCAAUGAAACUUUAAAUAAUAUAUAAAAAAUUAAUGUCAAUCCAUUUACCAACGAUUGAUUUUAAGUUACAAGUGCGUAAUAAACUCAAAUCUAACACGAUUAAACCUAUAUAGCAAAUCAUUCUUCAAAAAAAAUAAUAAUAAAAAGACUAGACCUAUAUAAAAAAAUAAACGUAAAAUUAAUCAUUUACUUUUAAAUUUAACAAAGAAUAAAAUAAACGAAAAGGCGUGAAAUGAAAAAUAUUGAAAAAGUGAACUUUUCGUGGAAAUAUAAAAAUAUAAAUGGAAUGGGCUGUUGUAUCUGCCCAUUGGGCUUGCUAAUAAAAAGCAAAUGUCGAAAAAGAAGAAAAAAAAAACUUUUCGUGGAAGUGGAGUUUUUUUCUGUGUCGUCUAUGACUAAUGAUGACUCAUAUAACAGACUGGGCGUUACGGAAAAAAAUCAAAAAAGGGUUAAAUGGUAAUUUAGCAGCAGAAAAUACCGAACAAGAGUCUUGCUCCUUAAUAAUAAAACCUCCCCACUAAAGCAGUUAAGACCCAAAGAGAGAGAGAGAGAGAGAGAGAGGAGCAGGUACAGACCCCAAAAUUCAAUUAUUCUUUUCUUUUCGAAACUCAAUUCUAAAGAAAAAUGGAUCGAUCGGAGCCGUUACCUUUCCCAUCAUCCGCCGAUUCCGAUGAUGUCACCACCGCCGCUGCCGAGUUAGCUGCCGGAGACUCAAGCGGUGGUGGUUACGAGGUUAAGAGCAAAGUGAAAGGACCCUGGUCUACGGAGGAAGACGCGGUGCUUACGAAGCUUGUGAGCAAGUUAGGUCCGAGGAACUGGAGUUUGAUCGCUCGCGGUAUCCCUGGACGCUCUGGCAAAUCGUGUCGAUUGCGUUGGUGUAAUCAGCUUGACCCUUGUCUUAAGCGUAAACCGUUCUCCGAUGAGGAAGAUCAUAUGAUAAUCUCUGCUCACGCCAUUCACGGUAACAAAUGGGCCGUGAUUGCGAAGUUGUUACCAGGAAGAACAGAUAACGCUAUCAAGAACCAUUGGAACUCGACUCUUAGACGUAAAUACGCAGAUCUUUGGAAGAACAGUAGUCAAGUUACUACUGCUUACAUCAAGAACGAAAAUGUCGAACAACAACUGCCUCAAGAAGAGAUUGUUUCACCACCAGAGGUUCCACAAGUUGUUGAUGUUACAAUGUAUGAUGAGCCUACACAAGUUCUUGAUGAUGUUACAAUGGAUGAUGCAUCGCCCAAUGAGCCUCAAGAACAGGCUCCUAUAGAGAGUAGCAUUCCUGUGUUUCGCCCGGUGGCUCGUGCUGGCGCGUUCAGGGUGUAUAACCCAACCAGCCAGAGAAAUGGGUACAGGGAUCACAAUGUGGUUCCUUGUGAGGGACCGUUGAUUCAAGCGGCUAAGCCUGACUCAUUAGCUGGUAAAUUUCUACAAUCUCUUUGCGGUGAACCUAACAUACCUUCGAAAUGUGGUCACGGUUGCUCUACUCAUCCGGCUGAAUACGGUAAGUCGGUGUUGGGGGCUGAGUUUGUGGAUUAUGAAGAGCCUUGUCCAGUUUUUAACCAAGAGCUGAUAUCUAUAGCUACUGAUUUGAACAACAUUGCGUGGAUAAAGAGUGGUCUUGACAAUGCCAUUGUCAGAGAAGCAGAACAGAAUUUGAAGAUGGAUCAAAUCACUUUCAGUGAUCCUCGAAUCAGGUUUUCUGGAAUGAUGCCUAGACAACAUUUCUUUUGUGCAAGAAGCUGAAACUCUGAAGACACAUAGCUGAUGAUGACAUUUUGAUUCGGAUUUGAUGGAAAGAGAGAUUACAAAAGAGAAGUAAGGAAGAAGGCUUGCUAUAUAUUUCUUGAUAAUAUCAUUUACAAGCACUUUUCUCCUUAGUUUUUUUUUCUUUUUACAUAUAAGUAUUUACAAAACAGAGUAUGAAGAUCAAUUUACAAUUUUUCAAAAAGUAUUCUUGAAACGUCUUCAUUGUUUAUCA